Molecule: messenger RNA, 264 nt
Organism: Emiliania huxleyi CCMP1516
Lineage: Eukaryota; Haptophyta; Isochrysidales; Noelaerhabdaceae
Exons: 2
Source: RefSeq, a predicted model, not a curated record
UGGACGCACGAUGAAGACGUCCUCCUCGUGCGCGCGGUGGAGCAGUGCGGCGAGUCCAACUGGCAGCGUGUCUCUGAGCUGCUCGGCAACACGCGGAGCAGCAACCAGUGCCUGCAGCGGUGGCGGUACUCUGUCGACCCGUCCCUCAACAAGGGGAAGUGGUCCGAGGCGCGCCGCUGGACCGACAUCGGCCGCGAGGUGGACGGGCGCACUCCGAUGCAGUGCCGCGAGCGCUGGUGCAACCGGCUCGACCCCGCCCUCAAG